CGAGGACGAGAUCGGGGUGAUGUGGGAAUGACCGAGCAUCAUUUCAGGUCAUGGAGUUUGGACGAGUUUAUUUAAGAUAUAAAAGAGCAGCUCUGCUGUUUGUAAUGAUGUUCAAACUGGGUCUGUUCUGCACAGUGACAGGCGACAACUGUCUAUCUUCCCCUUGUCAAAACAAUGGCACAUGCAUACCUACUAUCUCUGGCUACUUGUGUCAAUGUUCUCGUUCUCCUCUCAUACACGUCGGUGACAACUGUGAGCAUUUACAUGACCCCUGUAAAUACACCGACUGCCCAAACUGCAUCAGCACUCCGGGAACAGAGAACUACACCUGCCCGUGUCCGGACGGCUUCAGCGGACCCAACUGCACGCACAACAUCAACGAGUGCCAGAGCAACCCGUGCACGGGCAUCAGAAACCAUUGUGUUGAUGGCGUUGAUGGAUAUUCCUGUCACUGUCCCAGUGGAUACAGCGGCGAUGAUUGUCAGACUCGGGUACGAGACUGCACAGAUGACCCAUGCUUCAAUAACGCCACCUGUGUUUGGACACGGGAUGGGUACGAGUGCCAGUGUGUCGGGGGCUUUGAGGGUCAACACUGUGAAGAAGAUAUCGACGAGUGUCUGUCACAGCCCUGCAGGAACGGUGCCAUCUGUGUGGAUGGUAUUGAUGUGUAUCAGUGUUACUGUGUGCCGGGUUUUCAAGGUUUCCACUGUGAGAUUGACAUCAAUGAAUGCGCCUCUCAGCCCUGCGAGAACAACGGGACGUGUGUCAAUGAGAGGGAUCGCUACAUCUGUGAAUGUCUGAACGGGUUUACAGGAGUGAAUUGUGAAGUUGAGAUCGAUGAAUGUGAAGCGACGCCCUGUCAGAACGAAGCCACCUGUCACGAUCACGUGGGACUUUACACCUGCGAAUGUUUUCCUGGAUAUGAAGGCAUUAACUGUGAGCUGAACAUCGAUGAGUGCGACAGUUCACCCUGUCUGAAUGCCGGCCGAUGUGUGGAUCUGGUGAACAGUUAUGAGUGUGACUGUAGUGGCACUGGAUUUGUGGGAUCUGUCUGUGAUGAAGACAUACCUGAAUGUGCAUCUGAUCCAUGUCAACACGGCUCCAGCUGUCAGGAAGGAGUUAAUCAAUACACCUGUCUCUGCUGGCCAGGUUUUGCAGGUGAGAACUGUGAGGUGGAUGUAGAUGAGUGUCAAUCUCAGCCGUGUGAGAAUGAUGGUGAGUGUUUCCAGAGAUCCAGCUCAAGUCUCUACAGAGUUCUGUCUGAACUGGACACAGAUUUCACCUUUGAGCAUGCGGCGGGUUACCUGUGCCAUUGCCGCUCUGGAUUUACAGGUGAAAAUUGCUCGGUGAAUGUGAAUGAAUGUGAAUCCACGCCGUGUAAGAAUGAAGGCACCUGUGACGAUCUCAUCAAUGCAUAUCGGUGCACGUGUGCGCCGGGGUUCACAGGUGUUGUUUGUGAAAUGAACAUCGACGAGUGUGAGUCCGAGUCGUGUCGGAAUGGAGCUCGGUGUGAAGAUGCCAUCAAUGACUACGUAUGUCACUGUCCUCCUCCCGGACCCGAGCAGCUGCCCUGGGGCGGCCAUGACUGUGACAUCACUCUGACCGGCUGCGUGGACCACCCGUGCCAAAACGGUGCCACCUGCACACCUUCACUGCACGGAGAUGAGCACCAGUACACCUGCCAAUGCCCUGCUGGUUUCUAUGGUGAUGCAUGUGAUAUGUCCACCACCUUCUCCAUCUCCGCAGGGACUCAUCUGGUGGUGGAAGUUCCGCAUAGUAACCGAACCCGCAGGCAAGCUGGAGACCAAGGGCCAAGUGUCCGGCUGAGGUUUAGGAGCACAUUACAGGAUGCAGUUUUGUUUUACCGGGGAAGCCGUGAGCAUUUUUUUAGACUGGAGUUAAUUGAUGGAGAUCUCGUCUCCAUUGCUGAAUCAGGGGACUUGAAGCUCGUUGCUCAUCUAAGAGGAGAUUUCAGCGAUGGACUCUGGCAUGAAGUUUUGGUCCGUGUGGAUGAGAAACUGAUUCUGAGUCUGUUAGCGGAGAACAAGACGACAGUUGAGGAUGGAGAUCAUAACCUGCUUCUGUCCUUUCAGACUCACGGUUUGGAGAAGGUUUUUAUUGGUGGAGUUCCACAGGAAUACGUGAACCACACAGGAACCAGUACGGGAUUCGCUGGCUGUUUUGAGGAUCUCUUGAUAGAUUCGAAGACAGUUCUUCCUCAAGAUCUUACGCCGGAGUUGGACGUUCAGAUGGGCUGCGAGAGGACUGAACGGUGUCAUCCAGACCCCUGCUCUGAUCGUGGUCAAUGUGUGGACCUUUGGUGGGAUUAUUGGUGUGAAUGCAGAAGGCCUUUCUAUGGCCCCAACUGUUCCGAAGAGCACUCAUCGUGGACGUUCAGUUCCGAGCGGAGCAGAUCCUUCGCUGCGUUUCCCAUCACACAAAAUCACGGAUUCAAUUUCACCGCAUCAUUCUGGCUGAAAACACGUCAGUUAAAUGGCCUAAUCCUUCAACUGAGGCGUCGGAAUCACGCUUACCUCACAGUUUUAAUAAAGAACGGCUCAAUUCACGUGGCAGUGAACACCUCCAUCAGAAACACCUCUAAGUUCAUAGAUGAUGGGACGAAACUCUUUGCGACGAUAAAAAAAGAGCGAGGCUUUAUAUUCUUUAAUGAAGAUCAGCUGUUUACUCCUCGAGAUUUUGUGGAUUUUGAAGUGGAGUCAGGAGAUGUGGCGUAUCUCGGUGGACUCUCUGAAGGAGUAGACACGGCAAAGUGGAGUGGAUAUUUUAAAGGCUGUCUGCAGGACGUCCGGAUCGACGACGUGCAACUGCACAUGUACUCGGGCAAUAUCAGCCAAAAACCACUACAUCCAAGCUACUUACCGAGAAACUCAUCAAAUCUACUGGAACACUGCAUUGGUGACCAAAUGUGUAAGAUGAAGCCAUGUCAGAACGGAGGAAAUUGUUUCGACGUCUGGAAUGACUUUGAGUGUCACUGUCCUCUGAACUUCUCCGGAAAGACAUGUGACACGCCGGUGUGGUGUGUUAGCAAUCCGUGUGUUCCUGGGAGUCGAUGUUUAGAUUUACCUGAUGGGUACGAGUGUUUAGCCAACUCCACGUUUCAGAGCAACGCUUUGAAGUUCAAUGCCACCGGAUCCCUGCGUAUCUCCGUGACAAACAUCUCAAUCGAGCUGCGAACCCGUGAGGUGAACGGAACGCUGUUGCGUGCUUCAAACGGUUUGGAGUUCUUCUGCAUGGGCCUUCUGAAUUCCUCCCUGAUAGUGAAGCUCCGCGGCGGGAACAGUUUGGAAACUCAAGCUUUCGUCAGCAAAGUGCCCGUUUCCGACGGCGAGUGGCACCAGGUGGAACUUUUCACAUCCGGUUCGCCCAAUGCAGCAUCUCGAUGGCACCUCAGCGUGGAUGGCGUUGAAGCUGGCGACAGCCUGGCAGCGUCUGGCAACAUGGACUUUUUCAACCACUCCGUCGUGUGGUUGGCUGAAAACUUCACCGGCUGUUUGGGCGAGGUACGGAUUGGUGGUGUGUAUCUACCAUUUGCUGGAGUCCUAGAGGAGGAAGUGCCGCAAACGUCAAAGUUCAUCCGGAUCGGUGAGGUGGCGAAGCCUCAGCUGGGAUGUUACGGCGCACCUUUGUGUAUUUUGGAGCCUUGCCAGAACAACGGUACGUGCAGGGACCUCUUCAAUCUCUUCCAUUGUGAAUGUGCCCCGGGAUGGAUGGGGGAUCUGUGCCAGGAUAACAUAGAUGAGUGCGGCCAACAGCCUUGUGUCUAUGGGACCUGCAGAGAUUUGCCGGGAGACUACGAGUGUCUGUGUGCUGCCGGCUAUAGUGGUGGAAACUGCCAGGUGGAGGUAGAUGAGUGCCAGGACCAUCGCUGUGAGAACGGUGGGUCAUGUGUGGAUGCUGUUGGUGGAUACACCUGCGUUUGUCCACCUGGUCACACGGGCCCGUUCUGCCAGUUGCUUUUUCCUCCUCAGCAGUGUGAAGUUGAUAUUCAGUGUGAGAAUGAAGGCACGUGUACUGAUGGAUUAUGGGGGGCAAACUGUACGUGCAGACCAGGGUUCACUGGAGAGAGAUGUGAAGUGGAUCUAGAUGAAUGCGAGUCCAACCCCUGUCUCAAUGGCGGCACCUGUGUGAACCGAUCAAACUCGUACUUCUGUGAGUGUGUGUCUGACUUCAGCGGAGAAAACUGUCAGAAUACUAAACAGCUGCAGAGUGAAGGAGUGCCAUGGCUGCUGGUGGCCGUCCCGCUGGUGUGUCUCGGCACUCUUCUGGCAUUCGUGGCACUGGUUUGCAUGGUUCUCACUGCCAGACGGAAACGCCGGUCGGAGGGGACGUACAGCCCGAGCCAACUUGAGGUAGCUGGAGCCAGAUUGGAGAUGGGGAGUGUGUUGAAAGUGCCUCCAGAGGAGCGACUCAUCUGAUAAACAUACACGGUAUAAAAACUUCUUAAAGUGAGAAGGAUAUGUGGCCAACAUGUGUGUCAGGGCACACGAGUGCGUCACAUACAAACAUCAUGGAAGACAAACCAUGGUGGAGAUGGAGUCUAUGAUCCGACGGCAAGUUUUAUCCACUGGAUCGAACUUUCAAAGCCAUAACAGUGAAAAACUGUGAUCAUUGUGCAACUGUUAUGACGAAGGUUCUUGACUCGAACGGACGUUGUGUUCUGUUUGUGUAAUAGCAUCUCAUGUGAUGUUUUCUUUAUACUUUUGUUAUGUUGUCAGCAAUCCGUAAAUGCCACACAGAUGCUUGUGUACCUCUGUCCCAGUGCCAUUCAUAUCAGGCCAAUCUUUUCCUCAUCACGGUUUCAUUUCUGGUACUUGUGGAUAAAAGUCUAAGCACACUGUAUUACUUUUUUGCCGAAUGCUUCAUAAUGAUGACAUCACAUUACUCUGCCUAAUGUAAAACUUAAGUAUACUUAAAAAUAAGUAGACUUCAUUUCACGAAGUACAAAGUUUGACAUACAAUGUCCAUGUAUUCAAGUAUACUUUACUGUAGUCUACCUACAAGUCAGUGUUCUAUUUCAAUGCUACUUGGGACGAAUUUGGGCCGCUUUUUAGUUUAAGUGUGCUUUAAAGUACACAACUAGUUUACAAUCAUGCUUUUCUAUAUAGAAGGGAUAUUUAUGGGAAGAACCUAAAAGGUUGAUAAAAAGUGUUCGUAUUUUAGUUUAUGAAAAUAUUAGUUGACUUUUAUUUAAGAAUUUUAAGACUAGAGAUGGAUCGCAUUGGUCAACUAGUCGUCUUACAGUAGACAGUCAGUUAGCUAAUUAGAUUAGUUUGAUGUAUUUAAUAUUUUUUCACUGUAGACAGUUUGCACAGUUUUACGCUCUUGAAAUCCAAAGCAAUGCUAGGUACAGUUCUAUUGAAAGAUCUUUAAAAAUAAUUUAAAGAUAGAAAUUGUGGAAUCCUUUUAGUACAUUUGAGAUUUUUUUAACCAAAUUAUACACAAACUUUAUUAAAACUGAAGAGUCAUAAACAACCCAUCAGCAGUUUCAUAAGAGAAUAUUUUUUUGCUACCAGUACUUGUGUAUGUCUGGCAAAAACAGGCAAGUUUUUGAAUGUAUUUGUUAAAAUAUUGUGAUGUUUGAAUCACACUGCUGUGCCUUGAUAUAAUCAUACAAGUGAAUAUGUCCACCUGUUUUCUUACUCUCUUUACAAGGUUUUCAUGUGUUCAAACAGCUCUGAAAUCAUUGUUUUGCAUACACUGGAUUGGUUUCAAGAUUUGCUUAAUGCUCACAGGAUGUAACAGAUAUUUAAUGAAGGUCACUGACUCACUGGAGCCCAAAAUAUUAGUUUGAGAUGUGAUCUUAUCACUGGAUUCUUGUGUGUUUGCGUGUGUGCAUCUAUUUCUUUUCUGUUAUUAUUAUUAUACUGUCAGAUGUGAUGACUAUCUUUGUGUUUUUUUAUAUUUGAAUUGUUUAUACUUUUCCUUUCUACUGAAUGUGUGUAAUGACAGGAUGAACAAAGCAGUUAAAAAGAAAUCUGUGAAUCUAACCAAUUAAAACGGCUUUAUAUUUAAUUCAAAUGAAUUUGCAAAUAAAUCGGUCUGG
Triplophysa dalaica is the source of this 6064-nucleotide messenger RNA. RefSeq names its product crumbs cell polarity complex component 2b (gene crb2b). The transcript has 13 exons. Gene Ontology annotation, biological process: heterophilic cell-cell adhesion; establishment or maintenance of epithelial cell apical/basal polarity. Gene Ontology annotation, cellular component: plasma membrane; protein-containing complex. The record is from RefSeq and is a predicted model, not a curated record. The coding region runs from base 51 to 4436 and encodes 1461 amino acids. NCBI's taxonomy places the organism in Eukaryota, Metazoa, Chordata, Actinopteri, Cypriniformes, Nemacheilidae. Gene Ontology annotation, molecular function: calcium ion binding.